UCGGCGCGCAAACAGUCAUCGCGCGUCACGCCGUCCAGACGUGUCCCUUGCCGUCUCGUAACGGUAUAGGCGGAUCGUCGUCCUCCGCAACAGGUUACGCACCCUACUGUUUGGGUCACGAACCCCCCAAAUCGAGUCCACUCGACUGUCACCAUGGUCUAAUCGUGGACGGAAUUACCAUUCAACACUAUGAUCACUGAUAACAAUACGACGUCCAUCACCAGGAUGGUCAUCGAGCCUGGUCUAAUGGAUAUGUUGGGCAACUCUCUAUUUGAUAUGUUAGCCCCCGUGGUCAGUUCUACCGAAACGUAUGCUUCGUCAGGUGGGGAUGGUACUGGUGGUUUGGCUUCUGGCGACGCAGAUGGCAGUGGAGGUGAUGGUGGUGGUUCUAGUUCCGGAGGUGGAUUAGGCCCUGGAGAACUUUGGUACAGGCACAGCCCCGCCAUGACGGCCGUAUACUGUUUUGCAUACACCAUGGUAUUUUUAGUUGGUCUGUUCGGUAAUUUGCUGGUUGUAUCUGUCGUAUGCCGAUCACCUCGAAUGCGAAACGUUACAAACUACUUUAUUGUCAAUUUGGCCGUGGCCGAUAUUCUCGUUCUGGUAUUUUGUUUGCCCGCCACCUUAUUGUCAAACAUUUAUGUCCCUUGGAUUCUUGGAUCAUGGAUGUGUAAAAUUGUACCGUACGUUCAAGGGGUUUCUGUGGCCGCUUCAGUGUACAGCCUCAUUGCCGUAUCAGUAGAUAGAUUUUUGGCCAUUUGGUAUCCAUUGAAGUGUCAGAUCACCACACGUCGUGCCAGAUACAUAAUUGGAAUUAUUUGGUUGGUGUCUACAACUAUCACCAUACCUUGGGCAUUAUUUUUUGACAUGGUGGCUAUAUUUAAGGAUGAACCUAAUUUAGAGCUUUGUUUGGAAGUAUGGCCCGACUAUCUCGAUGGUAAUUUGUAUUUCUUGUUGGGCAACUUGGGAUUAUGUUACGUUGUUCCAAUGAUAGCCAUUUCGUUGUGCUACGCCAUGAUAUGGAUAAAAGUGUGGCGUAGAACUAUACCUACUGACAAUAAGGACGCGCAAAUGGAGCGUAUUCAACAGAAAAGCAAAGUGAAGGUAGUCAAAAUGCUCGUUAUGGUAGUCAUUUUGUUUGUGGUGUCGUGGUUUCCGCUUUAUGCGAUUUUUGCCAGGAUCAAGUUGGGUGGCCGUCUCAAGUCGUGGGAAGAAGACUUUUUACCCAUAGCCACGCCAAUCGCCCAAUGGUUAGGUGCCAGUAACAGUUGUAUAAACCCUAUACUGUACGCUUUUUUCAAUAAAAAGUUCCGUCGCGGCUUCACGGCCGUCUUGCAAAGUCGCAGCUGCUGGGGAACGCUCAGGUACAACGAAAACGUGACGUCGGCCAACUCGUGGUCGGCCAGUAAGGCGUCAUACUACAUCACCAACCAUCACGCGUAUACCAAGCGACAGUCCAGCCAGGAAACGAAUGUAUCAUACAUAUUCAAUGUCUGAGCGCAAUUUGACAAUACGUCGUCUGGAACGACUGGAGAAUCCUCUUAAUUUAACAGUCAGUUUCGUAUAAAAUUGUCACACGUGAUAAUAACUAUACUUACUAUGAACUGAAAAUUAAUAUAAUAAUCAUUACAAAAAUAAUAUAAAACCUCCUUCAAUGACGUUGGAAGUGUUUUCCGGUCCGGCGGCGGGAGAUUUAGUCUCCCGCCGUCAACCAUCCACCACUACAUACUAUACAACAAUAGCUAAUAUUGUUAUUUAUAAAUAAUAUUAACGUUGUUUUAAACUUUACGAUACAAAAAUAUACAUAUAAGUAUAUUGAUGAUAAUAAUAACAAUAAUUGUAAACAUCACCAUCUUAGAUGAUACUGCCAUUCGGUUCUUAUAUACGCAUAAUAAUAAUAAUACAGUUGCAUAACUUAAAAUAUUUAUAUAAAAUAUGUUAACUCUACGAUAAUACGGCCAUCAUAACUAUGACAACCGUAUGACCGCCCAAUAAAUGUAUUUGUAAUUACUGUCUAAGUCUAUAAAUAUUAUAAUUGUAACGUUAAGCCGUAUCUGACACAAUCAAUUUUUCACUGUAUAUACAACAUAAAAAAAUGAUUAGUUAAUAAUAACCAAAAUUCAAUUAAGGUUUGUUAGUUGCACUGCUUAUGUUGUCGUCAUCGUUGAAUUAGUGGCACGAAGGGGUUUGUGGCAUAUUCCGUCCAUUUUAAUGAAACAUUUGCCCUUAACCAAACCCACCAACCCCUCAUCAUAUACUAGGCCAUCAACAUUGUUAUUUGUUCUCAAGACCAUUUUUUCAUGUUAUACUGAGUGGACUUGACUUAACCAUAAUUCACCGUGAAUUUGCAUAACCUACCUUUAUUCAAACUUUAGUAGACAUAUGUCUUUACCUAUUGAACAUGUCCCGAAUACUUCUUGUAUGUGACUCUUUUGCAACCUUAUCCGUGAAAAUAACUUGAAAUGUGCACCCAAAUAUAAGCAAAAUGUUAAUUCGCAUUCCAAAGACGGACGUCGUGAUAUAAAAAAGUGAGGAAAAUAUUAUGUGCGGGCUUUAUACUUAUGUAUUGUAUCGUAAACGUAAAAGUGGCAAGUGUGAAAUGAAAAAAUUAAAAGGAUAUGAUCAAAUUUGAGAAAAAAGAAUUUAAAGUGGCGACCGAUAAUAAAAGCAGAUGUUAUGUGGUCGUGUAAAGAGAGGUGGAAUAGAAAUGGAAAAAAUACUCGAGAAUGAGAUAAGAGCAUUGGACAUAAAAGAUAAACAACAGAAAAACUCAUAACACAAAAAGAAAAAACAAAACAUAAUAAUUUAUCAUUAAAAGUACUACGAAAGAAUUCCGAUAUGUAAUAACUGUAAAAGAAUACACUGUAUCGAUUUAUCAAAAUCCAUACAUUAGAUUGUUUUAGAAACGAUAAAAAAUACAAUCAUUCUUUGUGAGUAGAACUUCAUGAGUUUCUAAUGAUAUUUUUUACUGCUUCCGAUUGACAAAAUAAAAUUGAGUACCUAGUAGUAAAUACAGUUUGUUUCUAAAAAGCUAAGCGAUCCAUUCCCAUACAACGUGUAUGCUGUUGGAAACGACUAGCAUAAGAUAUUGUACAAUGUUUUCUCAGUUUAAAUAUUUACAAAUUUCUUGAAGUUUAUUUUUAUUAUUUUUUCCGUGGCUAAUCGCUUUGUUCUAUAAAACUUGGUAAGAAAAAUUCGAGGAUAGAAUUUAGAACUAGUAGGUUAUCAGUAAAUGUAAAAAGUCAUAUGUCAAAAAUUAAUAUCAAAAUCGUAGUAGAUAUUAUAAAACGCCUAAAUAGUUGUAGGGUCUGAAAAGGACUAUUCGAUGGCUAUAUUUACGGUUACUAUCAUAGAAAUCCAUCAGAUAAAAUCCAAAGCCUUUUUUAUAAUCAUCAUACAUUUUUUUAAAAGAUACUUCAGAAAAUUAAAAGUUCCUGUAAUGUAAAAUAAUUAAUAAUAUAUAUUUUAAAAUUAAAAAAAUUAAAGUAUAAUGAUAUUAGUUUUAAUUUAGAUAAAAUAAUUAUAAACAAAAUUUUUUUUUUAAAAACAACUUUUUCGAGGAUCGCAUAUUUACUAAGGAGGAAACAAGUCACCGCCAAUAGAAGCCUAUAGUUACUAUUAUUAUUAAAAAUCUCAACAAAAAUAGUAAUAAUAGUAAUAGAAGUUAAAGUUAAAUUGUUAAUGAGGAUAACUAAUAGUUCGCAUGGAUUGUAUAAGCGUGUAUUUUUUUUUAAUGUUGUACAGUUGUAUAAAUAAAUUUACAAAACUUUGAACAACACCAAGUUGAAUUGAUAUCACAAAGUCUGAAAGUCUUAUUUGCAUGGUAUACUUAAUAAAAUAUGGUUAAAUUAUAAAUGUACUACUAAUUAUAAAUCAUUUUUUUUAAUGUGCACGAGUUAAUAUCAACUUGCAUAAUGCUAUAAGGCAAACUACCAGUAAUUAUAUUUUAUAUACUAUAUUAUAAAUUAGGUCACUAUUUAGCUACUGGAUAUAUAUAUUAUUAUUAUAAAUAUUGCUCUAAUCAUGUAAAGAAAUAAUUUUAUAAUAAAUGAAAAUUAUGAAAAUAAUAUGAAAUCAUAAAAUUAAUUAAUUAGUAUGGAUGAUAUUUAUUAAACUAUUGAAGUUGUUGUAUCUGCCAUAUUUGUAAAGCAAACAGUUUAGAGACUCACUAUUUGAUAAUCUUAAGGAAGUAUUUAGUAUAAGUACAAUCAUUUACUGUGUGAAUUAUGUUUUUACAUUAAUAUUGUAUAAAACUAUAAUCAUUAUUAUUUUACAAACUAUAGAGAGAUAAAAACAAAAUUUUUAAGACUUUAUAUACUUUUUUAUUGACACGAGUCAGAAAUAUAACUGGCAUUGAUCAAUUAUAUAUCAAUUAUGUUUAUCUCAUCUUUUAUUAAAUGUUAUACUUUUAUUUAACUCUUAUUUUCGUUAUCACAAAAAUAAUUUAUUCGCAUAGAUGAGAAAACUUUAAGCAAAAUACUUUAAAGAAAUUUUUAUUCUUCUGUUGUAAAAAAAGAGUAAAAUAAUUCAAAUAGAAAAAAUACAAUUUUUGGAGAUAACUCAUUUUAUCAUAUUAUUAUAAAUUAAACACUAUAAAAUAUGGUUAAAUCAAUCUAAGAAAAUAUUUUAAACAAUGAUGUAAAUAACUUUCUUAAAAAAAAUUAAUAAUGCUAAGCAGUUAGUUUUGCAGAUGUAUUGUCUACUGUUAAAUUUUUUAAGUUUUAAUAUUGUGGAUGGCAAUAUGCAUUCCUUAGAAAACUAAUGGCUUAACUUGUAGGUUUUAUUACCAUAACCUAUUAAAGAAAGUUAAAUUAUUAUAAAUUUAAGUGUGGAUAAGUUCUAUGCAAGUCACGACUGUAACUUUAAUGAUAAGAUUCUUAAUUAUUAAUAAUAAAACAUAAAAUGCAUGUAAUAAUUCGUACAGUUAGCCAAUAGAUAUAAUAAUUUAUCUCCCCUACACUUAGUAAUGAACUAUGGUAAUUACAGUAUUAUUGUAAUAUUGUUUUUUUAUAAAAAUACACUCAUUAAAAUACACAAAACAAUUGAUUUUUAUUUUUUAUCAUCCUUUGUUAAAGUCUGUCAUAAAGAUUGUUUUAUAUGAAGAAUAUUACAUUUUUAUUAUAAGUUAAAUACAUUUAUGCUUGUUCAUAGUUU
This is a messenger RNA of Daktulosphaira vitifoliae (grape phylloxera), 5151 nucleotides long. RefSeq names its product neuropeptide SIFamide receptor-like. Gene Ontology annotation, cellular component: membrane. NCBI's taxonomy places the organism in Eukaryota, Metazoa, Arthropoda, Insecta, Hemiptera, Phylloxeridae. The record is from RefSeq and is a predicted model, not a curated record. Bases 190 to 1494 code for a protein of 434 amino acids. The transcript has 3 exons. Gene Ontology annotation, biological process: G protein-coupled receptor signaling pathway. Gene Ontology annotation, molecular function: neuropeptide Y receptor activity; peptide binding.